AUGCACAGUGUUUACUUAGUCAGUAACUUUGAAGUUGUUCCCACCUACAAUCACUACAAAGUCACUGACAAUACAUUGAUAACUAUCCGUUUCAUGGACUCCACUCAAGUUAUUGAAAUUGCCGAAGCUGAUUGUUCAAUCAAGAAGAAAAAUGUAGACUGCACACAUGUUGUAGGUCAAGUUUUACAAGUCCAAGGCCCGAACUUGGAUGACGCGACCUCCAAGCAGAAAAUAGUUCUGCUUCUGUUGCUAGAAGCAGCCAUUGGGAUACCAAGGUUCAGGGUAGAGCUAUUGGUUGAAAAUGGAGGUCGAACAUCUACGUUUGUCUUGUUCGACAGAGAUGCCAGAACACUAACAAACACCACCGUGGAAGACAUCAACAUGUCCGUGGGAAAUGAAGAUCAAGCAGGUGGUAAUGCUACAGACAUACCAAUUUGUCUUCUGGAACUUGUGGGGAAAACAUUGGAUUUUCAGAUCAAAAUUUCAGAGUACAACUUCCAAUCAUCUUCUCAAACAUUUAUUGUAACUCGCGUUGUCGAGGAGAAGUUGACUGGUAACGAGGAUAGCGACACAACAAAUGUAUUUAAUCAUCGCCCAUCAGUACAAGAUUUCUAA
Messenger RNA from Microthlaspi erraticum, 615 nucleotides. Lineage: Eukaryota; Viridiplantae; Streptophyta; Magnoliopsida; Brassicales; Brassicaceae. The record is from the annotation of a GenBank genome assembly.